Salvia hispanica is the source of this 854-nucleotide messenger RNA. RefSeq lists its product as uncharacterized. The record is from RefSeq and is a predicted model, not a curated record. NCBI's taxonomy places the organism in Eukaryota, Viridiplantae, Streptophyta, Magnoliopsida, Lamiales, Lamiaceae.
UAUCGAUCGCAUAUUUGGUAAGUUGAGAAACAAAUACAAUCAUGAACAAAAGUGGUUCUAUCAUCUCCUCUGAUCCAACUUUAUUAUACGGGUUGGAAAUGCAAGAAAAUCCAAGCGCCACCGUUGAUGUCGUCGACGCAUCUGAGAGCGGGAACAACACGACGAGCAUCCAUGUGACGGCCCUCGACGGCAUCGUGAGCGUGAACUCACUCUUCACGAUGGCGAUUUUCAUCGGGUUCUCCAUGACCGUCCCGGAGAAUUCGACCACGGCAACGAGCGCGGCGUGCACCACGAGCGCCGAGACGGUGAGGCGGCUGAUCGUGUUCGAAGUGGUCUCGUUCAGCUUCUUCCUCUUCUCGUCCCUCGUGGCGCAGAGCUUGAAGCUCCAAAUCAACCUCCGCAACAGCAUGGACCCCACCGAUCCGGACAGGGCCACCAUCGACGUGGCCCACCUCAAAUACUGCCUCUUCGCCUCCGCAGUGGGAUCGGUUCUAGGAAGCGCCUUCUUGAUGCUGUCGAUCGUGGACUUUAUAAGGGUGAAAUUGGGCUCGUUUUCUUGCGGUGGAAAGCCGGUUUACGCGGCGGCGACGCUGGUGGUGUUUGUCGGCGCCGGAAUGCUGAUUUAUGUGGUGACUGCUGCUCGUGCUGCUUUCUUUGUGCAAAAUAAUCAGCCUCCAACAACCAACCCCUGAUGCUGAUUUUCGUAAAACAAAAAUACUACUCCCUCCGUCUCCUAGAAAUAGGAACUUAAGAAAGAGAUUGAAAGAAAAGUGUGUUAGUGGAAAAACCGCAUAGGGUUGUUUGUAAAUAUGAAAUCCUAAGCAUGUAUUGUAUGAUUUCCAUGUUUUGGUUCU